GGGAGUGAAGUACAAGCAGGCACGACUGCCGGAGCGCCCGGUGCGCGGUGCGAAGAGAGAGAGAGAGAAAAGUGUGUGAGGAAAGAGGGAAGGCGAAGAAGGAGAAGAAGAAGAAGAGCGAGGGGACCGCACUGCCCUCUGAACUAAUGGACCAUAAGGAUAUUUAGCCAUUUGUCCGGGGAGCGCACAGACACCGCAGUCCAUGCCUCUGCCUUGCCAGGUCAUUGAUGGGAAAUCAACUGGAUCGGAUCACCCACCUGAACUACAGCGAGCUGCCCACGGGGGAUCCGUCCGGGCUGGAGAAGGACGAGCUUCGAGUCGGCGUCGCCUACUUCUUCUCUGACGAAGAGGAGGAGGUGGACGACCGGACUCCGUCCGACUGCGGCUUCACCAAGGAACUAAACCCGGCCGAGGAGGGACCAUUCUCGGUCAGCGAGGUGGAGUACUCAGCCUUCUGCUGCCAGGAAUGCAUCUUCUCCAAGCUGCGGGAGAACGAGGACUUGAAUGUGUACUCGGCCAAAACUUUGCUGACUAUGUGCAAACCGGGGGACCUGCUGGAGCUGGUGGCCACAGCGCAGGCCCCCCACUGGGCCAUCUACGAGCAGGACGACCGGGUCAUUCAUCUGCACAAGGGCGAGAUCCGCAAGGACAGCCUGCUUGAGAUCAGCAACGGCCGCCACGGGAGGAUAGUCAACAAUCGGUACCGUUACCGACCGCUUCACCCUGACCUGGUGAUGCAGAACGCAGUGGGGCACUUGGGCCUGAGCAGCGAGGAGAUAUGCUGGACCAACGCGGAAAGUUUCGCAGCUUGGUGCCGCUUUGGGAAGCGGGAGUUCAAAGCUGGGGGGGAGGCACACUCGGCGCAGCAGCAGUAUUUCCUCAAAGUGCACCUGUCCGGCAGCGGGGUGCACACUCUGGUCUUUCGCAGCUUGGAGGACAUGAUCCGAGAGAGGAGGCGCGUGGACGCCAGUGGGAUUCUCAAAGAGCUGUCUUUGGUUAACGGGGGCAAGGAGUGAUCGGGGAUUCCGUUUGAUAUCCCCCCCCCGACCCACCCACCCCUCCACCCGCCCGCACCGUUUUGCGCACACGCAAACGUUACUGGCACACACGCACGCAAGCACACAGACGCGCACACACAUGCAAGGGACCUGUUGGUGUUUUUGGACUGUCUGCUCGCCACGGAUGCGCCCCCCGCGCCGCGUCUGGACCGAAGGCGCUCAGUGGAAUUUCCAUCAAAUUGCAGAGUGUUGAAAACUGAGAGACAUCGGCCAUGUAAACAGACAACGCCCCUUCAGAUAAGAAUCCGUGCCGAGUGGGACACGCGAUUUCUGCUAAUAUAAUUACCCCGAACAGUAAAAGUCACCUUUACAGACCGCGCACGGCUCGGUUUGUUUUUCUGUUUAAUUUGUCGGGAUGAUGGAAUUGGCCCCCUCUCGGCGCAGGGCGCGUGCUGCGGCAGACCAGACGGUGAGAGAUGGAGGUGGGUGGGUGGGUGGGGAGGGAGGAGGGGGGUGAAAGAUAGGAUCUGGGAUGGCUCUCUGAAAGUCUCCCUUCUAUUUUUUUACUGUUAGCUUUAAGACCGGGACUGAGCGUAACACGGAUCCACUCAAUCAUAGACCUCUGACGGUCCCAGAUGGCUACGCAGUUGCCUAAACAAAGCAGUUGGCUUGUUCAAGCUUCCCUAUUGCCAUAACAAGAGUAUUGUCGUUCUCACAAUGCUGCCAUCCUGCUCCACAGCACUGGAUGUAUGUGUAAAUUGUAUUCAUAUAUUGAUUUCGAUUUGAGUCCCUUAUUUUUGUAUUUCAGUUUAGUGGAUUUAACCCUGAUCUCUUUUUUUGGUUGAAAUAAAUGGAGGUUGAAAUAUGAAAAUAA
Messenger RNA from Gasterosteus aculeatus aculeatus (three-spined stickleback), 1872 nucleotides. RefSeq names its product LRAT domain containing 1 (gene lratd1). The record is from RefSeq and is a predicted model, not a curated record. NCBI's taxonomy places the organism in Eukaryota, Metazoa, Chordata, Actinopteri, Perciformes, Gasterosteidae. Gene Ontology annotation, biological process: cell motility; cell morphogenesis.